Messenger RNA from Engraulis encrasicolus (European anchovy), 7260 nucleotides. RefSeq names its product leucine rich repeat containing 7 (gene lrrc7). The record is from RefSeq and is a predicted model, not a curated record. Lineage: Eukaryota; Metazoa; Chordata; Actinopteri; Clupeiformes; Engraulidae. Gene Ontology annotation, cellular component: postsynaptic membrane; basolateral plasma membrane; adherens junction. Gene Ontology annotation, molecular function: protein binding. The transcript is spliced from 28 exons. The coding region runs from base 151 to 5148 and encodes 1665 amino acids. Gene Ontology annotation, biological process: neurotransmitter receptor transport postsynaptic membrane to endosome; cell-cell adhesion; embryo development.
CGUGCAGCAUCAGUUUCUCUCGGAAGCUCAGACACCAUAGUGUGAUGCUCCUUGAAUCCUCUUGGCUUUUUACCCCGCGCCUUCAGAACCGGCGGCCCACUUUUGGAUUUACAACCGAAUUGAGUUAUUUCGUUUGAACGGUCUUCCCAGAUGGACAAUUAUUCAGCGAUUCCAUUGCAGUGUCUGGAGAUGACGACCAAGAGGAAGAUCAUCGGGCGGCUGGUGCCCUGCCGCUGCUUCCGGGGCGAGGAGGAGGUCAUCUCGGUGCUGGACUACUCCCACUGCAGCCUGCAGCAGGUGCCCAAGGAGAUCUUCAGCUUCGAGCGCACGCUGGAGGAGCUCUACCUGGACGCCAACCAGAUCGAGGAGCUGCCCAAGCAACUCUUCAACUGUCAAGCCCUCCGGAAACUCAGCAUGCCUGACAACGACCUCUCCAGCCUGCCAACCACCAUCGCCAGCCUUGUCAACCUCAAGGAGUUAGAUAUCAGUAAAAAUGGUAUUCAGGAGUUCCCCGAUAACAUCAAAUGUUGUAAAUGCCUGUCAGUCGUGGAGGCCAGUGUCAACCCCAUAACCAAGCUCCCUGAUGGCUUCACCCAGCUCCUCAACCUGACACAGCUGUUCCUAAACGACGCCUUCCUCGAGUACCUGCCUGCCAACUUUGGGAGAUUGUCCAAAUUACGGAUCCUGGAACUCCGAGAGAACCAUCUGAAAACUAUGCCAAAGUCAAUACACAGAUUGUCACAGCUGGAGCGCCUAGACUUGGGAAGCAACGAAUUCACAGAUCUGCCGGAGGUUUUGGAGCAGAUACACAAUCUGAAAGAACUGUGGUUGGAUAACAAUUCAAUACAGAGAAUACCAGGGUCUAUAGGGAAGUUGCGGCAGCUCAGGUACCUGGACUUGGCCAAGAACAGGAUUGAGGCCCUGGAUGCCGACAUCUCAGGAUGCGAGUCCUUAGAGGACCUCCUGCUCUCCUCCAACAUGCUGCAGCAGCUGCCCGACACCAUAGGAAUGUUGAAAAAGCUGACGACGCUAAAAGUAGAUGACAACCAGCUUACCUCACUGCCUACCAACAUUGGAAGUGGACGCCCAAAAGUAGGCUUGUCCCUCUUAGAGGAGUUUGACAUCAGCUGUAACGAACUGGAGUCGCUGCCUCCCACCAUAGGCUACCUGGUUAGCCUGCGCACCUUCGCAGCCGACGAGAACUUCCUCUCGGAGCUGCCCAGGGAGAUUGGCAACUGCAGGAAUGUAACAGUCAUGUCCUUGCGCUCCAAUAAGUUGGAGUUUCUGCCUGAUGAGAUCGGUCAGAUGACGAAGCUCCGCGUUCUCAACCUGAGCGACAAUAGGUUGAAAAAUCUACCCUUCACCUUCACUAAACUUAAAGAUCUUGCUGCACUGUGGCUCUCAGACAAUCAGUCGAAGGCCCUGAUCCCACUUCAGACGGAGGCCCACCCGGAGACCAAGCAGAGAGUCCUCACCAACUACAUGUUCCCCCAGCAGCCGCGACAUGAAGAGGACUACCAGUCGGACAGCGACAGCUUCAACCCCACGCUGUGGGAGGAGCAGCGGCAGCAGCGCAUGACCGUGGCCUUCGAGUUCGAGGAGAAGAAGGAAGAGGAGGACAAUUCAGGAAAAGUGAAGGUGGAGAUCAACCUGAAGCGCUACCCGACGCCCUACCCAGAGGACUUGAAGAACAUGGUGAAGUCGGUGCAGAGCCUGGUGGGCAAGACGCCACACCACCCGCUAGCAACAGACAAGUGCUCCUCAGGGACCAACAUGGAGCACCACAACGCAGACAAAUACGACCCUCCGUGGCCCAUGCCGCCCAAAGAGGUUACAGAUAGAGAGGUGAAAGAGUUCCAGCAGGCUCAGAUGGCUGAUCAGAGCGGCAUGAUGAACUCGGCCAUCGAUAUCCCAAAGCGUAAAGACAAGGAGGACCUUACGGAGAGCUCGGAAAUUUCUUUACGUCACGUCGUCCACCAGCUGCCUCAGCCCGAGAAUGUCAGCCUGUCCAUUGCAUCUUCCUACUUCUGCCUCAUAGAUUCUCUUGGAGGAUCGCCCAAUGACAUCCGCAUCUCUGACAUGAGACCCACCCUUGUGGAACCGCCAAUGUACAAACCAAAGGUCGUGCUUCUGGGCAAAGAGAAGAAAGAGUCCACAGACGAUUCGGACCCGGAUAAGAUGCAUAUGAACAACAGCGGCUCCUCGGCCACCUACUCGGACUACUCCCCCUCGCAGGGCUCCUCGGGCUCCUCCAACCCCCCGGGGGGCACUGUGGCCACCAUGCAGGUGGCAGGCAAGGACGGGGCCCUGCAGACCCACUGGACCAACAGGCUGGCCCAGUCCUUCCCCAAGCCCAUUGAGACCAAGCCUCUGCUGAGCCAGCGGGACACUCCCCCCUCCAGCACACUGCAGCACGCGGGUCCGGGGCGCACGGGGGAGAGGCGCCCGCUCAGCGACAACUUUGACACCUGGAACGACACCCCGCACUAUGACAACACGGGCUUCGUGGCGGAGGAGACGCCAAUGGAUGGGGGCAGCAGCAGCGCCGGGAACCCCAUGCUGGGGUCGAAGCCGCGUAGCGCCUCGGCGCACGGCAGGCGACCCCUCAUGAGGCAGGAGCGCAUCGUUGGUGUGCCCCUGGAGCUGGAGCAGCCCGCGCAUCCCUUCCACGGAGCUGGAGUCCGCGCCGCCCCCGAGCCCGCCGCCGAAGUGCCUCCUCCUCCUCCUCCUCCCCCCAACCCCUGGCAGAACUGGACCCGCACGCCUAGUCCCUUCGAGGACCGCACCGCCUUCCCCUCCAAGCUGGAGCUCACGCCGGCCAACAGCCCCAACCCCGACCGCAAGGACUUUGAGCAGGAGAACAUGGGCGAGCUGCCCGGGACGUUCCCUCUGACUGGAGCUUGGGGCUUCCUGGACCAGCGGGAUGCCGGGGCAGGUAGGGGUCACCCCACCGUCUACGCGCAUGGUGGCCAGGGCAUUCGCAAGGAGCCCAUGGUGGCCAAGAAUGCCCUGGCCAUCAGCAAGAGCUCUGAGCGACUCUCGCCCAUGAUGAAGGAGGUCAAGGCCAAGUUCAAGAAGUCCCAGAGCAUCGAUGAGAUAGACAUCGGCUCCUACAAGGUCUACAGCAUCCCACUGGAAACCUACAGCUCCAGCAUAGAGAACCAGGGCAGCGUGGACAGGCCCGACCUACCUCCGCCCAUGGAGCAGAGCAUGUCCAGGAGCCAGUCGGUGCCCUUGCUGGAUGACGACCUGGACGGAUUUGGCUCUAGCAAGGCCCUCCAGCAGUUUCAGCAACAUCAGCAGCACCAACACCAACAGCAGCAGCAGCAGAAGCCUGCCAUUCCCAAGAAAGUGUAUCACUUUGACCAGGGCUUCAACCCCCAGGUUGACAUGGUCAAGCCCAUAGAGCGUCGGGCGCCUCCGCCUUUCCCCAACACCCCCGAGUACAUCAACCAACCUGGCAAGACGCUGCCCAAGGAGCUGGUGAGCCCGCGAGGGUACCGGGGCUACCCGAGUGCGGCCGAUCAGAUGUUCUCCUUCCCCGGCCAGUCGCCGGUGAACGAGGACAACGUCGUCCCGCAGUUCCCCCCCGCGCAGCCGCCGCAGCGCUCGCGUCCGGGCUUCCUGCGGAGGGCGGACUCGCUGGUCAGCUCCACGGAGAUGGCCCUGUUCCGGCGCGUGGCCGAGGCCCAGGAGAUGCAGAUGCAGGCGGAGGCCUCGUACGGCAGGCCCCAGUACGGCAAGCCCAUGCUGGAGCACCAGAACAGCAUGUCCACCAUGGUGGACUCACAGUUCCACAAGAGGAACGGCCGCUACGAGGAGGACUACUCGUCCUACCAGGAGCCCAAGAAGCCCAUCAUGGGCUACCCCACCAAGAGCCUGACUCAGCGGCGCCCCCUGUCUGCGCGUAGCUACAGCACCGAGACCUAUGGGGCGUCGCAGGCGAGGCCCGUUUCGGCUCGGCCCACCAUGGCCGCCCUACUGGAGAGGAUGCCGUCGUCGGACUACAACCUCGGCACCUGCAACGAGAAGGUCAUCAUGGACACGGCUGACAUGAAAGCCAUGAAAGCCAUGCAGCAGGCCCCGAAGCCGGAGGACAUCGCCUCCAAGAUGCCGGUGGACUGGAGGCAGCAGCUCCUCAGGCACAUAGAGGCCAAACGACUGGACCGGACCCCCUCACAGCAGAGCAAUAUUCUAGAUAACGGCCAGGAGGUGAUGUCGCCAGGGAGCCAGUGGACGCCCUACUCGCUGGGUAGGAGAGAUGUGCCCCCCGAGAGUCUCAUGAAGAAGGGUCUCGGCCACAGCCCCCACCAGCCCCAGACCAUGGUCAUGACCUCCGCCACGGCGGCCGCCACACCAUCCCACCGGCAGAUGCGCGAGCAACAGCAGCACCAACAGCAGCAGCACCAACAGCAGCAGCACCAUCAACAGCAGCAGCAGCACCACCACCAACAGCAGCAGCAGCAGCAUCCACAGCAGCAGCAGUACCACCAGCAGCAGCAGCAGCAGCUUCAGCACCAACACCAACAACACCAACACCAGCUCCAGCAGCAGGUGCAGUCCUAUCAGCCGCCGCCCUCCCAGCAGCAGUACCAACACCAUCAGCAGCAGCAACAGCAGCAGCAGCAGCAGUACCAGGCCACUCAACCCUAUCAACAGCAGACACAGCAUCAUCCGCAGCAUCAUCCGCAGCAGCAGCAGCAGCAGCAGCAUCAGCAGCAGUACGAGGGCGCCAUCAACAAGAUCUCCAUCCAGCAGUACCAGUCGCCGCUGCCCCCCAUGCCCAUCACCACCACCAGCCCGCGACCCCAGAGUGCGCGCUGCCUCGUCCAGACCAAGGGCCAGAAGAGUAUGGACGGGUUCCAGGAGCAGUUCUGUGUGAGGAUCGAGAAGAGCCCGGGUCUGGGCUUCAGCAUCUCAGGGGGAAUCAGUGGACAGGGAAAUCCGUUCAAGCCCUCCGAUAUGGGUAUCUUUGUUACUAGGGUACAGCCUGACGGACCGGCUUCUGGCGCCCUGCAACCUGGGGACAAAAUCCUGAAGGCCAAUGGACAUAGUUUUUUACACAUCGAACAUGAAACCGCUGUGUCUCUGCUGAAGAAUUUCCAGAAAACUGUGGACUUGGUAAUCUUGAGGGAGAGCACAAUAUGAAAUUUUCCUUCCUUUUUUGUGUUUUGUUUUGUUUUUUGUUUUUUUUCCUGACUUCUGACAAAGAAAACGAAAAAAUGUUGACACAUGUAUAAAGUCAUGCCUACAGAUCUCAUCGCAGAUAGCUGCAGGUUGUGGAACAGAGAUGGGCCGGACAUGGGCCAAGUCUGUUUCACAGCUGGCUGCCAUCUGAGAGACUCUCAUUCACGCACAUGUUGUUCAUACAGGACUGUAAUGUUUUUACAUAGGAACAGAGAACAUUUGCCAAUUGCUGGACCAAUGGCAAAUAUUAGUGCCAAAUGUAAAAUAGGUUACAUAUCUUCUAAGGUUAAAUACGGACUUCACCUGUAAAUGGAAACAUGCUCAAGCCAGAUCUCCAGUUGAAACUGACUGGACUAUUCACCUCCAUUUGCCAGCCCAGGGCUGUCAGUGGAUAUGAUUUUUUUGUUCUCUGCUCAUUUCUAUGCCUUUUAUUCAUUUUGUACCUACUUUUCCUAGUAGCUACUCAUUUUGAUCUCAAGAGCAUAGAAGCACAUUUGGCGCUUAGAGGUACAUCCACCAUCAACACUGCCUCAAGUUUGUAUAUGCCUUGUGUAAAUACUUUUUGCUUACAAAGAUGUGAAAAGACGAGGAAGAACAAGGAUGUGAGGGAUGAAAAUACAACUUUCCUUUUAUACGCUUGUGUUCUACUAUUGCAGAAAAAAAUAUUUGUCCUGUAUUAUAAUUACGGGACCUUUUUUUUCUUUUUAAUCAAAGUUAUUGAAGAUACAGUAAAUACUAAACAAGAACAUAUAUUACCAAUUUCCUUCCACUUACUUAGACCUUGCUGUAAGAUGUUCAUGCCACUUACCCAUGCUGCAUUGUGUGUCCUAGAAUUUUUAGAAAAUGUUGAAUAAUGUAUGGGUUUGCACAAAUUAACAGGGGAAAAAAAAGAGAAAUCCCAAAGCAAUAGAGCCACAUUAAUUUAUCUGCAACAGCACGACAAUUAAUUGAAUGGCCAACAGCACCCCCCACUGGUCUAUUUUGGUAAAUGACAGGAGGUUUACAAAGGGGGGUUGAUACCAAGUUCUGUUAAUACUGGUGACAUAAGUCGUUGUGUUUCUAAACAAACCACUGGCUUAAAAUGGGAAAAACAGUGCCACACAAACUUGCCAAAUGUAAUUACCUUUGCAAAACAUCAUUUGAACAAAAGGGAUUAAGUGCACUACUAAACAUGGAAUAAUCGACACAGGUGCACACAGUACAACAUGGACUGACACGAGUGGCAUCACAGAAAAGAAACUAUAAAAUGUUAUCACUGUGAUGCAAUGAGAACUAUCAAGUCGAACUUAACUAGUUUUGUUGCCCAUAGCGCUAUAGGCAACCACGUUCAUCUCAUAUUCGGGAAGAUCCAUCUUAAGCUUUAAUGUUACAGCAUGCCUACACUUUAUGGAAACUGUUUUAUUGUAGUUUUUUUAACGCCCGUCGCGCAGCAUGUAUAUUGCUGGUUUGGGGAAGGCUUCAGCAGACCCUCAAUUGAAAUUUGACCAAUAAUGUGGUACUCAUGGGUAAACAGUCCCAGUAUUGUGACAACUGGCGUCACAAUAUCCCUAUUGCGAUUAUUAUAGCCCCAAAUAAUGAAAAAAGAGUUUUAUUUUGAAUAAUGUAGCAGUAGACGUGAGCGUUUUUGAACAAAUCUGAGCACCUACAAAUUGUUUGUAAAAGUGCCGUAUCCCUAACCCUCCCACAAAAUAUUUUGCUUCAAGUCAAGCUUGAACUAUCAGUCGACAUAACAGACGACAAACUUGGUUUGGGAAAUAUACACUUCAAAUACUAUUGUGACAAAGUUUGAUAAUAUAAAUAUUUUUAUUAAAUGUUUUCAGGUAAUAAUUUCUAAAAAAUAUAUUGAUAUACUUAGCUUUGCUCAAAUUGUGAGAUUUUAUAAGGUUAACAGAAGCUGUGUAUGGAUGAGUAUUUAGGACACAAGAAAGAAUGCUGUAGUAAUCAAUAUGUAAAAUUAUUUCUACAGUACAUGUGAAUUUGUGUCAUAUAAACAUAUAUAUGUAUAUGAAUAUACAAAACUGUCAUUUUUGUAUGUGUUUAAAAUACUAUUAAAUAUAAAGCUUAUAUAUGGUA